Molecule: messenger RNA, 2380 nt
Organism: Ictalurus furcatus (blue catfish)
Lineage: Eukaryota; Metazoa; Chordata; Actinopteri; Siluriformes; Ictaluridae
Product: FYN-binding protein 1
Exons: 16
Coding region: 203-1861 (552 amino acids)
Biological process (GO): T cell receptor signaling pathway; protein localization to plasma membrane; integrin-mediated signaling pathway
Cellular component (GO): plasma membrane
Molecular function (GO): protein binding
Source: RefSeq, a predicted model, not a curated record
UUCAGUAUUUUAUUUCUAAUUUCCAUCCUACUCUACAUUAAUAUACUGUUGUCGGGUUUGUCUGCCCGUCAUCUGUCAUUUUCUUGAGGAAACCAGCGGCGCUUGUUUAGUCUUGUCUCUCUCUCCUAUUUGUACUUUACCUCAGGUCGAUACAAGAAAUGCCAUGGAACCUGUACGGAAAUAAAACUCCACUCUAACAUACAUGGAGGACACUGUAGACUUCAAGGCCCUGAGGGCCAAGUUUCAUUCUCAGACAGAAAGGGCCACCUCUAGUGGUGGAGCUUACGCCAGGCCUCACAUGGCUGGUCAUUUGCCAGUGACGUCAGACAAUGGACUGGUCCGAAGCAAGCUUCCACCUGCGGCUCCAAAGCCAGUGUUUCCAGUGAACCCCAGCACUGAACUCAAGAAACCUCAAGGAGUGUUUCCCAAACCUCCUCCCUCUCACCGCGUGGGAGCUAAACCACCUGAAGCUAAAGAGGAUCCUAAACCGCCUGUCAAUGACUCUGAGAACAUAAGGAGAGUAAAACUGACAGGGGAACUUCUCCAGAACAAGAUGCUGCAACAUCUUGAGAAGAAGCCCCAGUCAUUACCCAGAUUACAACUGCCAAGCCAGAAGAGCGUGUCAGAGGUAGCACCCCUGAGAAAACCCAUUCCCAAUGUCGGACUACGACCUACAAAGCCAAAACGACCCCCGUCUGUCAGCCUGGAUCGUUUCCGUGUAAAAGGUCUUGCCCUUCAACCCACAGUCCAUCAAGAUACUAAAACACUUGAGGGGCCACCUCGACCACCAAAAACAACCCUCCUGUCUGCAACACUGCCCAUUCCACAGAGAAACAUCGAACCCGAACAGGACACAUACGAUGACAUCGAUUUGCCCCCGCCUCCACCUCCCCCUCCUAAACCAUCUUCCAUUGAAUCAUGGACGAGCAGUUUCUCAUCUCAGGCUGAUGAGGAGAGUGAUCAUAGCGAAAUCUAUGAGUAUAUCGAGGAUCAGGAGGAGACUGCACAGUCUGCGGUCUCAGAGAAGAAAAAACAAAAGGAACACAAACGACAGCAAGAAGUGGAAAAGAGAGAGCAAAAAGAGAGGCUGAAGAAAGAAAAUGAGUACAGAAAAAGAUUCAAACUGACUGGAGAAGUCGAGGUGCUCCACGUAGCUCGGGUGAGGGAGGACUGGCAAGGCGGGAAGAACGAUCUGCGUGUGCGGCAGGGAGAGUCUGUGGACAUCGUACGUGUGAAGAACAACCCAGAGGGAAGAUGGCUGGCCCGAAACAUGAAUGGGGAAUAUGGAUAUGUCAGUAACAUAUGUGUUGACGUGGACUAUGAAGAAAUAAAGCGAAAGAUUCGCAGUGCUGCUGCUCCUCCUCCGCUUCCUCUUCCUGUCCCUGAGGACGAGGAUUUCUACGACGAUGUCGGCAAAGACCCACUGAACAGCAGCCUAAAUGUGAGCGGUGAGGUAUAUGAUGAUAUUGAUCAUGGCAUACCAGAUGAUUUCCCCCUACCCCCUCCGGAGAUAUGCCAAGACCCCAAAAAAAGCAAGAAGCUAGAGAAGGAGGAAAAGGAGUUCAGAAAAAAGUUUAAGUUUGAAGGUCCCAUUAGAGUUCUUUGUUGCAUGAUGGUGGAUCCAAACGCCAACAUCAAGAAGGGCAGUGGGAAGGACCUGACUGUUGUGCAGGGGGAAAUUCUUGAAGUCAUUCAGCAGACUAAUGAGAAGAAAGUACUCUGUCGCAAUGAACAGGGCAAAUAUGGAUAUGUUCCUAGACAUUACCUCCUGCAUGAGGAAAAUGACAUAUAUGAUGAUAUUGACAACAUGACAGACAUUUAUGAUAAUGAUGUCACUGGACCAGCACCACUGCGGUCUUGACGGCCAUUAACUAUGCUGUAAUGGAGAAGAUGGAUGUAAAAGAGGACCUGAUGAUACUCGUUCAUGCAUCUUGAGGACAUGAGGACAGGAUGGAGGAUCAGGAGGCUCAUUCAAGAAAAUGUUGUACACUGAAGAAAUAAAUACGUGUUUGUUUGUUUGUUACUAAUCUGAUAUUUUUACAUUCUUACAUUUCAUAUUACUAAUACAAAUUAGCGACCACCUAAUACCAGUUGGAGUUCAGCUAUUAAUUGCAGAACAUAUAUUCCCAUAAACAAAUUGCAAAUGCCCUUCUGUUUUUGUUAGCAUGUCUUUAGGAAAAUCAUACUUUUUUUCACAAGUGAUCUUAUUAAACAGAAAACUAUCACAUAAGAACUGACUGUCUCCGUAAGGUUGCUAGGGGCCAAUCAUUUUUGAAGCAACACUAUCUUGAAUAUAAAAAUAUACUUUUUUAGAAGAGAUAGCAGACAUUAAUGUGUUAACGGAGGACAAAAGAAUUUGACUAAUUGUCUUAAGAAAUAA